AUGCAACUCCCCUCAAACCUCUCUCUCUACGUCCUAUCCCUCACCCUCCUGUUCUCAUCAGCACAAAGCCAACUCCUCGGCGACCUAAUAUCACCCCCCGCCCACGCAGCCUCCAAACAACCAAAGGCCGGACCUUGGAGAUGCGGCCUCGCUCAAGACGGAUCUGGUCUUGCUCAAAAGGCGUAUUGUUGUAAUGAGGACAAGGUGAAGAGACGGUUUCAGGAAGGACGGCUUUUGGAGGUUACUGAGUGUACGGCUGUCCCGGAAGAUCAGAAUGUGCAGUGCGCUCAGGCGGCGAAUGUGUGGUGUUGUUAUUCAUUGACCAACGAUCCGAGUCAGGGUUCUGAAUGGAUGUGUACCAGCGUGGCUCAAUGGAAGCCUGACGGGUUUUAG
Molecule: messenger RNA, 393 nt
Organism: Talaromyces marneffei
Lineage: Eukaryota; Fungi; Ascomycota; Eurotiomycetes; Eurotiales; Trichocomaceae
Exons: 3
Coding region: 1-393 (130 amino acids)
Source: RefSeq, a predicted model, not a curated record